This is a messenger RNA of Oppia nitens, 3167 nucleotides long. Its product is annotated as acetylcholinesterase-like. Gene Ontology annotation, biological process: choline metabolic process; acetylcholine catabolic process. Gene Ontology annotation, cellular component: plasma membrane. The transcript is spliced from 9 exons. The record is from RefSeq and is a predicted model, not a curated record. Gene Ontology annotation, molecular function: acetylcholinesterase activity. Bases 1 to 3132 code for a protein of 1043 amino acids. Lineage: Eukaryota; Metazoa; Arthropoda; Arachnida; Sarcoptiformes; Oppiidae.
AUGAAAUUUUUGAUAAAUUCAUGUGUUAUUAAUUGUAUUGAUGUCAAUACUACAUCAGGUGUUGUGAGAGGACAGACAAUUCACGCUAAAAACUCAGUAUUAGACACAAUUGUUGACCAAUUUUUGGGUAUACCGUAUGCCAUACCACCCAUCGGUAGUCUAAGAUUUGCAAAACCACAACCUAUUGAAACACCACAUAAAUAUAUAAUCGAUGCAACCAAACCUUCAAACUCAUGUAUGCAAAUAACAUAUCCUAAUCAGCAAUUGAUUGUUAGUGAAGACUGUUUAUAUCUAAACAUAUGGUCGACAAAACAUAAAAACACAAAUAAAUUAAAACCAGUCAUGUUUUGGAUACACGGAGGCGGUCUCACAACGGGUUCAAUAUUUGAAAACUUUUAUAAUGGGACAGCACUGGCAUCUAAUGAUGUUGUAGUUGUAUCGACUAAUUAUAGACUCGGAGUAUUGGGAUACCUAUUUGGUGAUCGUAAAGACGCUCCGGGAAAUGUAGGAUUUUUUGACCAGUUAUUGGCAUUGAAAUGGGUUAGAAAUAACAUACAUAAGUUUGGUGGAGAUAAGGAUCUGAUCACUAUAUUCGGUGAGUCGGCCGGUAGUUGGUCUGUAUCAGCACACAUACUGUCACCGCUAUCUAAGGGUUUAUUCAAAAGAGCUAUUAUGCAAAGCGGUGCGCAUAUGUAUAACAAGGACAGGGAUCCAAUUAGUAAAUCCGAUGGCCUUAGUCUAGCAAAACAAAUUGCAUUAGAUUUCAAUUGUAUUAUAACUGAGACGUGUUAUAAUCACAAUUGGAUACAAUGUUUGAGAAAUGUUUCGGCAAAAGAGUUGAUCAAAAAGGUGGCCCGUUUUGACCUAACCUAUCCAGUGGUUGGCACCGAGUUUUUACCACUUACUGCACGUCAAGCAUUUGAACACAACUUAUUUAACUCAGAUAUUGAUGUCAUAGCCGGUAUUACCAAAGAUGAGGGACAAUCCAAUCCCGAUGUCAGGGGACUUAAUAUUACUUACGAUAGAUUCAAAUUAAAUGUUAAAAUAAUUGAUAAUAUUUUUCAUAACAUUGAUAUCGAUAAAGUUUCUGAGUUUUAUCUGAAAAAUAUCAACAAAACGAGUCAACCGGCAGUUAAGAGAGCGUUUGGCGAGUUUUUAGGUGAUAUACUCAUGAAAUGUCCGACCUAUGAGUUUGCCAAACAAGUGGCCAAACGGUUGACCAUCACUGGCCGUAAUGUCUACUUUUAUGACUUAACUUAUGCGAGUCCAUACUUUUCUGAUUUGUUUCAAUGCGAUACCAAAACACAUGAAGUUUGUCACUGUCAGGACUUGCCGUUUCCCUUUGGUCUACCACUACUCGAACCUGAGCUAUACUCACCAACAGAUAUAUUAUUUUCCCGUAAAAUAAUGAAAUUGUGGUCAGACUUUGCAAAGACUGGUAAUGGAGACAAUAAUUGGCCCAAACUAUGGAGUAAUAAUACACCAAAUGUAUGGCAUAUUCGUGAUUUGAAUCCUAAUAAUGUGACCAAAAUUAUUGAUAAUCUUUUUGAUCAAUCAUGUGAUGGCUUUUGGAAAAAUUAUUUUAUUUACAAUGCAAUUGCCAUCAAUUGCAUUGAUAUCAACACCACAUCGGGUGUCGUGAGAGGACAGACAUUACACGUCAAAAAUUUGGUAUUAGAUGUAACUGUUGAUCAAUAUUUAGGUAUACCGUAUGCCAUACCACCCAUCAGUGAUCUAAGAUUUGCAAAACCAUUGCCUAUAAAAACACCACAUAAAGAAAUAAUAGAUGCGACUAAACAACCGAAAUCAUGUAUGCAAUUGCCAUCACUGUUAACGCCUCCGGAUUUCAUGAGUGAAGACUGUCUAUAUCUGAACAUAUGGUCUUCAAAACAAAACAACUUAAAUGAAUUAAAACCAGUUAUGUUUUGGAUCUAUGGAGGAGGUCUCUCAUCCGGUUCAAUAAAUAUUCCUCUUUAUAAUGGGACAGCACUUGCAUCUAAUGAUGUUGUGGUCGUAGCGACUAAUUAUAGACUCGGAAUAAUUGGAUUUUUAUUCGGUGAUCGAAAGGACGCUCCGGGAAAUGUAGGCUUUUUCGAUCAAUUACUGGCAUUAAAAUGGGUUAGAGAUAACAUACAUAAGUUUGGUGGAGAUAAAGAUAAAAUUACUAUAUUUGGUGAAUCGGCCGGCAGUUGGUCGGUAUCGGCACAUAUACUUUCACCGCUUUCUAAAGGUUUAUUCAAAAGAGCUAUUAUGGAAAGUGGUGCCCAUAUGUAUAAUAAGGAAAGGGAUCCGCUUAACAAAACUGAAUCACUAAAUAAUGCCAAAAAGAUUGCAAAUAAAUUUAAUUGUACUAAUGAUUGGAUACAAUGUUUAAGAAAUGUUGACUCAAAAGAGUUGGUUAAAAUACUACCGGAGAUGAGCUUAACAUUUCCAGUGGUUGGCACCGAGUUUUUACCACUCACUGCACGUCAAGCAUUUGAACACAACUUAUUUAAUUCAGAUAUUGAUCUGAUAGCUGGUCUAACCAAAGAUGAAGGACAAGGAUUUAUAGAUAAAAUAAAUGUAACGAUCGAUACAUUUAAAUCAAAUAUUAAACCAUAUGAUAAUGUAUUUCACAAUCUGAAUGCCGACAGUAUAACUGAAUUUUAUCUGAAAAAUGUGAACAAAACGAGUCAACCGGCAGUUCAACACGCUUUCGGCGAUUUUGUUGGCGAUAUACUAAUAAAGUGUCCGACCUAUCACUUUGCCAAACAAGUGGCCAAACAGUUGUCCAACACUACACGUAAUGUCUACUUCUAUGAGCUGACGUACGCCAAUCUAUUCAUUUCCAGUCUUAUCGGAUGUAAAUCAGGUGAUGUUUGUCAUGGUUUGGAUUUAGAUUUUGUGUUUGGUUUGCCAUUACUUAUACCUGAAUAUCAUAAACCAAAAGAUAUAUUUUUUGCACAACAAAUAAUGAAAAUGUGGACAGACUUUGCAAAAACUGGUCUUUUAGAUAAUAAUUGGCCAAAACUAUGGACUAAUAGUACACCUAAUGUCUGGCAUAUCCGUGAUUUGAAUCCCAAUUAUGAUACCAAAACUUUUGAUCAUCUUUUUGAUCAAACUUGCGAUGGUUUUUGGAAAAAUUAUUUUUAAAUUUAUUAAACUCAACUAUUUUUAAUCAAACAUGU